AUGCAGACAUGGAAUACAGAUGGAUGGAGUAAAGAAACCAGUGGGCGAUUUUGGAUGGAUGGUGUUGUGGCAUUACAUACGAUGAAUCAAUCCUUGACUCACGCCAAUAAGCUUUAUAUUAUUCACUAUUUGUGGUUAACACAAAUAUCCAAUGUCAGAAUCAAACCUAUAGCUAUACGUGUUGGGGACUUUUCCUUGAUGGCUAUUGCUGACGAACUGGGUAAAAGAUCCAAAUCAUGUGGUGCUUCUUAUAUAUGCGAUUUCCUCUCUUAA
Molecule: messenger RNA, 273 nt
Organism: Sphenostylis stenocarpa
Lineage: Eukaryota; Viridiplantae; Streptophyta; Magnoliopsida; Fabales; Fabaceae
Source: the annotation of a GenBank genome assembly